GGCUCCUGUAUCUAUUAGGGAAUGUACGGUACAAGCCAACAGGCAGAGAGCGUGAUGCCGUCAUAUGGACGUAAGGUGACGUUCUACACAUCAGUCACUCACUGGAUGUUUAUUGUUUGAGGUAGGGCUGCAGUCAACAGCAGGCAGGAUGUUGCGGCUUCGCUGUAAGACCAAAAAUGGGAGCCACAUAAUGCAGGGCUUGACUCAUCAGUCCUGUGUGCAAGAGCUGAAGACUAAGGUGGAGGAGCUCACUGGUAUCCCUUGUGAUGUGCAGAAAAUCAUGGUUGGUUAUCCACCUUCCAGCCUUGAUCUUCGAAAUGGAGAUGCUCACCUUAAAGACUAUCCCAUCAAAUCAGGAGACACACUCAUUGUUGAGGAAGAGAAAAACAAGCCAAAGACUCAGGCUCAUCCCACUGUGACUAAAGUACCACGCCUGGAAGCCUCACCCAUGCUGGCGCGUCGAGUCGUCCCAGCUGAUAACUCCUGCCUCUUCACCAGUGUGUAUUAUGUGGUGGAAGGUGGUGUGUAUGACCCUGCUUGUGCCCCAGAGAUGCGAGGCCUCAUCGCCCAGAUUGUGUCAAGUGACCCGACAGCGUACUCGGAAGCGGUACUUGGAAAGACCAACGAGGAAUACUGCACUUGGAUAAGACGUGACGACACCUGGGGAGGCGCCAUCGAGGUGUCUAUCCUGUCCAAGUUUUACCAGUGUGAGAUCUGUGUGGUGGACACUCAGACUGUCCGAGUGGAUCGCUUUGGGGAGGACGCCGGCUACCACAAACGUGUGCUGCUCAUCUACGACGGCAUCCACUAUGACCCGCUGCAGAAAGAAACACCUGGCUCCGACACCCCGCCCCAGACUAUCUUCUCCACAACAGACGACAUAAUCCUGGCCCAGGCCCUCGAGUUGGCAGAUGAAGCCCGCCGCAAGCGGCAGUUCACGGACGUUAACCGCUUUGCAUUGCGCUGCAUGGUGUGCCAGACAGGCCUGGUGGGACAAAAGGAAGCUCGUGAGCAUGCCAAGGAGACAGGCCACACCAAUUUUGGAGAAGUGUGAGCAUCGUUUUGUCUUUCCUCCUUCUCACAAAUAAAACCACCACCAACCCCGUGCCCCAUGUCUGGCAACUGUUGGUCUAUCUGUCAAUCUGCUUGUGUGAUCCUCUACCUCACAUUGUCCAGCGACAUCUAUGGAGAAUCUGCAGACACUGUGUUCAGCCUCUAACCAGUUCAGUAUUACUCUUUAACUGCUGUGAGUUCUCAAAGUCAGAAACACUACUGCAGUGCUCCGAUGUCAUUAAACCAUCGUUUAGUCUGUUUGGGAUGGUUUCAUAUCUGGUUAACUGGGUCAAGUACAAUAAGCAAAUUAUUCUUAGCAUUUGUUUUAUUCUGUUUGGAGUACUCGAUGGCUGGAUUGUACUGAUAACAAAACAAAUAGUGCAACAAAUGCACCAAAUUGCCAACACUUUCCUGUGACUGCUUUUUUUUCUUUUUUUUUUUAAAUCCACCAUCUGGCUCUGGAAAGAAUUAAAACAACUACUGAGAAUUUUUUGCACUACGUAUGAUGUGAUCUGAUUCACUGUUGUCUUAAGCGCAGCACACAAAGUUUGACUGUUAUUCAUCAUGUUGGUUAUGUAGCAUGUUCUUUUUUAUUUCCCUUGUUGACAGGUGUCAGAAGCUAAAUACUAAGAACUGAUCAUUUGGUUAACUUUAGAUGUCAGAAUUAUUCAGCACAGUUCUGUGUCAAUGCUAAGCUGGAUUUGUCUUGUUACAAACAUGCUAUUCGUGACAUUUUUGAAUUUACUGUGUAGUGGCUGUUGAAAUUGGGGUUUGAGAUUGAGGUUAUGCAUUUGGAAACGCAAAUUGUGAUUUAAAAACACAAAAUUAGCCUAAUUACUUAGGAGACUUAAUCCUUCAUUUCUUUUUUUCCUUUUUUGAUGUUGCAACAUGGUUUACCAGUGAGGCUGUUUUUAAAGUAGAUUGAAAUAUGGUGCUGAAAACAACAUUUUACAAAAUCUGUAGCUCUUUGUUUUUCCUCAUGGGUACGUUUUUCAGGAGUGUCAUUUUUAAUUCUAGUGUGUGAUUUUUCAAAUGUCCUCAUGUUGUAGGAACUACUCUUUUUUUAAAAUACAGUGUUUUUGUUUUAUAUCGCUGCAUAUUUUUGAUUUUCAUUUUAAGCUUGAUGGGGCGUCGGAUGACAGAACACAAAUCAUGGUGAGAAGGUGGCGUAAUGACUAGAAAUCUUAAGUGGAAGAAAUUCUGUAUGUCAGAGAUCAAUCCUUUUCCACUUAAUGCAUUUACUGUUCAGGUAUAGUCUUUACACUAUGUGCUUUGCUAAUCAGUAUAGGGCUGCAAUUAAGUUAUUUUCAGCAUUGAUUUAUAUGCAGAUUUUUGUUGUUAUGAUUAAUCAUUAAGUCUAAAAUGUCACAAUAGGAAAAAAUGCUAUUUGCAAUUUCCCAGUCGUCUUAAAUUUGCUUCAGCAGGUCAAAAUCCAAAGAUUCUUCAUUUAGUAUCAUAAAUGGCAAAGAAAAGCAGAAAUUUGAACAUUUAAGAAGCUAUAAAGCAGCAAAUAUUUAAACUUUUUUGCCUCAAGAAUGAAAUCAAUCAUGAAAAUAGAUGGCGAUUCAUUUUCUUUCAACCAAUUAAUUGUGCAGGUGUAAUGUUUAUCAGCCAUUUAGCUUUGCAAUUUCAGUAUUCCUUCCCACAUAUGCGGUUGUUAAGUAACUUUUGGAAACUACGAGUAAACAUAGUCCACUUUGGUUUAAUAUUUAAUGCACAGUGUUAAAUGUUUUUGCACAAUUGGAGCAUGUUCUCACAUUUUCAGCUAAAGUCAGGCAUUAUCUCUUUGCUAAUUGCUUUGAUAUUCACUGGGUACAAGGAUAAAAAACGUACGUACAAACACAGCUCAGAAACAUUCAAUUGGAGGAGGCCAUAAAGAUAUGCAUUGGAUUACUUUUUUUUCUUGUAGCCUGGAUUAUUGUGUGCUGGUGUUGUUCAGAACCAGUAUAUGUGAGGGUUAUAUUGGUACUGAGUUGUUGCCAAAAAUAAUAGGAUUGAGAGUGAUGUCACAUUGUUAUUGGUUCAGACUCAGAGAUCGUGUUGGGAACAAAUGAAAGGCAAAGCAAAAAUGUCCAAUUAUGUCUGUGUGAAUGUGAAUUAGUGUUUUUUUUUCCUUUUUGGAUACUUUAGGUAGUUUAUUUUAACAGUGAUUAUGGAUUUAAUAGGCUUGCAUAAAAGUGAAACUAUGAAAUGGCUUUGUUGUAUUUUGUAUUUACCAAGUUCUCAUGACUCUUCAAGGACAAUAACCAUGAAUGUUGCACACAGAGCACUACAGAAUAACUGGAUUUACUUGAUUUUUUUCAAUGUGGUGUCACAAUUAAAAGUUAUAGCCAACA
This is a messenger RNA of Acanthopagrus latus (yellowfin seabream), 3389 nucleotides long. RefSeq names its product YOD1 deubiquitinase (gene yod1). The coding region runs from base 149 to 1054 and encodes 301 amino acids. Gene Ontology annotation, biological process: endoplasmic reticulum unfolded protein response; protein deubiquitination. The transcript has 3 exons. Gene Ontology annotation, cellular component: cytosol; nucleus. The record is from RefSeq and is a predicted model, not a curated record. Lineage: Eukaryota; Metazoa; Chordata; Actinopteri; Spariformes; Sparidae. Gene Ontology annotation, molecular function: protein binding; cysteine-type deubiquitinase activity.